CGGAUAAGUUUCAGCGGUGAAAAAUAAAAUGAAAAUAUUUAUAUCUUAUAUUUUCAUGAAACUAUGACUGAUGGAACAUAUAUAGAUUCGCAAAAUUAUCAACUAUUAUAUCGGAUCUGAGUAAAGAAACAGAUAACAACAGAAAGAUGCAGGUCGAUGAGCGAUUACGGUGGUUAGAGACGAGGAUCAGCUCCUCACUUAGACCUAGAAAUGAAGAUCUCAAGCAGAUGAUACAGAAUGAUGAAAAUAGGUUAGCCUUCCAUGAGUUCAUUAACAAUGAAGAUGUGCGCCGUCUGUUCGUCUUCAUCAGACCACCCAAGCAGAUUAUUGCGUCAUUACAGCCUCCGCACGAUCUCACGUUCAAGUCAAUUUUCUUCAUGAAAUGCGGCUCAGGGAAUAAAAUCACAAAGGAAAAUAUAAGAGAGGAGGUGUAUUACACUGAUUGCUCAGAUGUGCCACUAGAACACAUAGAAUUGCUCACACGAGAAGUGUACCUCCCUCUUUUGUGUAUAGACCAGAGCCAUGCUAGUGCCUUAGGAAUAAAUGCUGAUAAGUUGAUGGAUGUAUUACACAGGCUUAUGGCCACUGUAGAAGUUGCUCAAGGUCAUAUUGAGGGGCAAAUUGUGUUACCAUUUCCAUCAAUAGAGGUCCUUGCAGAAGCAGCCGCCAAUCCUUCACGACGUGGUGCAGUGUUACAUGUUUUGGAGUCCACUGUGAUUGGCUGGAUUAAACAAAUCAAAGGAAUUCUAAAACACGACCCAAUUCAUGAACUUGAUCGCCAUUUUGGGCCACAUCCAGGUCCGUUGGAUGAAAUCUCAAUUUGGGAACAAAGACUCCAAAAAUUACAUUCCAUAAAUGAACAAUUGGAUUCUCCAGUCGCAGUUGACAUUUUACGAAAUUUAGAAGAUGCAAACAGUCAAUAUGCACACUCAUUUGAAAAUGUUCGUAAAGAGAUCUACAAAGCGGAACAAGAAACAAAUGAGAUUUUGAAAUUUCUUGGAACCCUAAGCCCCUGGUUUGACCAGCUACAUGCUGAGCUUCAACCACUUUUGAUGAUGAAAUUGUUUCCACCUUUGAUCCAUACAAUAAUGCUAGUUUGGUCAAGAUCUAGAUAUUACCAUCUACCAGACCAAUUCCACAAUCUUCUGAGGGUCAUAUCAAAUGAAGUAGUUCACAGGGCAGAAGCCAUGGUCGGAGAAGAUGUGCUCCAUGAACCACUAGAGUCCUAUACUAAGCUGAAAGAGGCCCUACGUGUGUGUGCCGCAUUUAGAGGGACAUACUUGGACUAUAAAGACAAAGCUGAUGAAAUGAAUGGGCAGAAUGUUCAGGACAAUUCAGAAAAAAUGCUUCAUCGACCGCAGGGUGUUUUAUGGAAUACCAAAAUGUACGGCUCCGGUGCAUAUACACCCAAAUAUGGUGUGCGACCUCGUGAUGUCACAGAGAGCCAGGAUGAACUGAAUGAAGACUUGUGGAUGUCGAGUCCUUGGCCACCAAGAAAUGCACCAUGUUUUGAUCUGCUCAAUGCAUUCAUGGAGAGAUGUAAUGAUGUCCUUGAACUUGUCCAGACAACCCGUCACUUCCGUCUUCUAGCUGAUGCUGCUGCAAUAGGUGGCGCUGGUAGUCAAAGCCUCGAUGCCCUCGUCAAGGAGAUAGACUCAAAAUACAAAGCAUCAAUGGAAGAAUUCUUCUCAUACGUCACAAAUGUUCUCUCAAUAGAUGGCACUCAAGCAUUUGAGAAAGCGUUCUUUUCAUUCCGCUCAGUCGUGAAGGAUUUGGAGCGUAAGCUGGCUGAUAUAUUGAGGGCAAGUUUCAUGCAAUGUCCAACAAUUGGAGCGCAGUUAAGAUUGCUUGAAGUGUUUGAAGGAAUCAGUAGCAGAGAACUUGUGCAGCAAAACCUAAGAGACAAAGACACAGUACUUGUGAAGGCUUUCAUGCAGGAGUUGAUCCAAGUCAGGAAUCUAUUCAAUCAGGAUAACAGGCAUCCCCCUACCCACAGAAAUAUGCCCCCUGUAGUCAGCAAACUUCUAUGGGUGCAUGCCUUGAGACAGCGAGUGCAGAUCCCUAUGGAGAAAAUGAAGCGAGUUAGUCCUCAUUCUCUUGAAGGUGACUCCGGCUGGCAGUUACGCGACCAAUACAACGAGGCCAUGCAAGACUUCAAAAAAUACACUGACAAAAUUAGCAAUGAGUGGCAGAGUAACAUUACCGCUGAAUUAACCACACGGCUGAAACAACCACUUCUAGUGGCAGAAGAGUAUGAUGAGGAUGUAGAUCAGCGUCCCCAGGUGGUUCAUGUUAACUUAGACCCGAAACUAUUAUUGCUACUACGGGAGAUCCAUUACCUAUCACAAGAACCUCAUAACAUCCAUCUGCCUGCCCCAGCGCGGGAAUUGCUUCGGAAUACGAAUGCGUAUGAGUUACGUGUCACGGCAACAAGACUGGAGACCAUUGUAUCGAAGUAUAAUGUAAUCAUGAGAACAAUCACUGAUAUUGAGAAACCAUUGUUUGAAAGAAAACUGGCAAAGAUAGAUAAUCUGUUUGAGGAAGGGUUGAACCACUAUACAUGGAAGACAAAAGAGAGUGCUGAUUUUAUAGAAAUCUCGACAUCGCUUGUCUGUUUGGAUGUGCAUCAGAACCUAGAUGUUGUUCAAACAAAUUGCCACGAUGUUGCUGAGAUCACAAUAUCGUGGUCGCAAGGCAUGCUGGAUGUUUUUUCCUCACGUCAGUCAGAUCAGAGCUACUCGAUGGAGAAUUUGGUCUCAAUGCAAAGUGUACUCGAUGAAGAAUUCGAAAACCAUGUGGUGCCCUCUGGUAACAAGAUUCAUAGCCUACUACAGGGAUCAUUUGGUGCAGUACAAAUAAGUCAAGCUUCCCCAGCCUGGGUUGAUUAUGUAGACUACAUUGAUGCCAUAGUAUUAGAUGGGUUAAAACAGGCAACAUUGGCUAGCUUGAAAUCAAUGCUCAACACCAUUGUGCAGUGUAAUAUGAACCCUGAUGGCAUCAUACCGAUUUUGACAAUCCGAUUGGAACUGAUAGAAAAUGAGGUAGCAUUCCGUCCACCAUUAGACCAAAGUACAUCCGUGAUAAGUGUCCAAGAACUAGUCAAAAAAUGGCUGGAAGUAUUUGUGGCACGUGGAAAACUGGUCAACAUGCUAGGUGGCAACGGUGACUACAAAGAUUAUAUACAGGUUGACGAAGAAGUUCAAUAUUUACUGGAGCAGAUAAAUAAAUUAGUGGAGGAAAAUGGAGAAGAAUGCAAGAAAUUAUUCCAACUCUUCAAAGACUACUCAUUUCUAUGGAUACAAGAUGUCAAUCAAACAUUCGACGAGUUUCUCAAUGGGAAAGUUUCUCCAAAUCCUCUCCGACAGUCAUCGAAACCAAAUACAACGAUAAUGAGAGAGGUUGCCUCGGCCGCCUCAAGGAGCUCAAGGGCAUCAUCCAUACGCAGCAUUGACUCCCAGGGUCUCGUAGGAACGGCAGAGAAGACAUUCCUUACCCCAAAGCAAUCCAGAGAGGCCGUCCCCAUAAAUGUCCCGUCACUUGAUGAGUUUGAUGCUGAGAUUGACAUCUAUAGGACGGCCAGGGAUGAGGUGUAUGCUCUCGAAGACCAUCAAGAUGUUGGUUGGUUACGCGUGGAUCUUCAGCCAAUCAAACAAGUCCUUACAACGUAUGCUAGCAAGUGGAUGUGGACCUUCACCAAAUAUCUUUCUGAUCAGGUGACGAUCAUGCUUCAAGGCUUAGACCAGUUCCUGAAGCGUAUUGAGCCAGAAUUGGAGAGUAUAUCAGGAGAGGAAAGAGACACGGCCUCAUUCAUGAAGAUUAUGCGCCUUUUCAAUGAGGUGUCAGCACAGCAGUCAGAAAUGGAUGGGAAGUUUGGAGCGAUGCACAGGACAGUACUGUUGCUCAAAAAAUACAGCCAGAAGCUACCAGAUGUGACUCAACAACUAUUCAAUGCAGCUCCUGGUCGAUGGAAUAAUCUCAAAACAAAGGUGUCGCUAGCGAAGCAAAGACUUGGGCCUAGAAUUCAAGAGGAAUCUGAAAGAAUCACAAAGGACCUUGCUGCAUUUGGAGAGAGAGUAAACACCCUGAACACAAACUUAGAAGAUUCGGAGGUAUACAAUCGCGACUACAGCAUUGGUGAUGCCUACAGCAGUCUAGAUAACUUCAUGUCAAGUCUGACUGUCUUGGAAAAUGAAGCGCAAGAUUUGAUAGAGCUUCAAGAGUUGCUGGAAACAUCUGUGGUGAACUUUUCCAUCCUUCCACAAUGUCGCCAUGACUUGAACAACUUGAAGCAAGUUUGGGAGACAGUUCGUCUCAUUGACGACCAGCAGAGCGAAUGGAAGCGUCAUCGCUGGCAGAAAAUGAACACAAAGUUCUUACGUGAUGAAACCAACAAACAGCUUGAUAUUGUUAAGACUCUGCCAGAAGAUGUAUUUAUGUGGGAUGUUUAUAUGGGCCUCUUGGAGUCUAUUACGACUAUUCAGGCCUGCCUGCCUCUGAUUGAUGAUCUUAGCAACCCUGCUAUGAGGACACGUCAUUGGAAACAACUGGUCAGAGUGACAGGUGGCGCCCUACAGAUUGAUAAUGACACCCUCAAACGAAUGACCUUGGGAGAAUUGCUCAGUCUCGGCCUCCAAAAACAUGUGGAUGAUGUACGUGCCAUUGUACAACGAGCUGUUAAAGAUCUUUCCAUUGAACAGUCUCUGAAGACAUAUGAGGAAGUAUGGCUGUCUAAGAUCUUUGAUCUUCGAUCUCAUGUCCGUGUGAAAGCGCCAACUACUGCUGGGACUGUCAUUGAACAAAGCAAACAAGAUGACACUCAAAGUGAGUCCCACAGUGAAGCAGGAUCUAACCUUGCCAGUAAGACCCAGAUGCGAACUACGACGUCAGCCAGUCGGAUAUCCAACCAGAGUGCCCAAAGUAGGCAACGGCGUACUAGCGUUUCAUCACUUCCUGCGUCUUUGCUUAAUAUGGGAGAGGACUCUGGUCAGCUGCAGUUGAUAACUGACACAGACGCCAUCUUUGAACAGUUAGAGAGCCACCAGGUGUCACUGCAGGCGAUGCAAGGCAACAGUGCAGCAGGCUCAUUCUUAGAUGAGGUGAUCAAGUGGCAGAAGAGGCUACAAACCAUAGAAGCAGUUCUUACAGCUUGGUUAGAAGUACAGGAUAAAUGGGUCGAGCUUGAAGAGAUUUACACUGGGUCUGAUGUAAAGAUCACCCUGUACCAAGAUGCCAGCCUAUUUUCUAGCGUGAACAGAGACUUUAGACUUCUUAUGAGAGCAACUGAGAAGAACCCAAAUGUCCUUCAGUGCUGCCAAAGAAAAAAUGUAAUGAGAAUCUUGGAAAAGAUGAACUCAAACUUGGAACAAUGUAAGAAAUCUCUAAUCAGUCACCUUGACCGCAGACGACAGAAAUUCCCACGAUUCUACUUCCUGUCAAUGACUGACGUCUUACAUAUUGUGUGUAAUGGCUAUGACGUCAAUCAAGUGAACCUGUACGUCAACAAGCUAUUUGAAAAUGUUGGAAGUCUUGUUUAUGAGGAGGUCGACAAUGACAGAUGUAACUUCCAACUUAAGGGUGUAGAAAGUGCUCUAGGUGAACGCCUUCCUUUGAAACAGCCUGUGCUCUGUGAAGGAGCUAUCGAAGGCUGGUUGACAGCAUUCCUACAAGCGAUAAAGGAGGGUAUCCAAUACCAGCUAGCAACAGCUAUGGGUCUGGAGAAACCUCCUCCAAAACGUGAAAUACACAGUGCGGGGGCGAGGCGAGUCCAAGUCCAGUCGCGCUCUCAAAGCAGACAGGGAGGACGAGGCAAUAGUUUCAGUAUAGGCCAGACCCCUAGAGACAAUGGUCCUAAUUCUAGGUCUCAUACCCCCAGUCACAGAGAGCGUGCAGGAAGUAGAUCCGGCAGCCGCCUAGCUAGUAGUAGAGUGAAGGACAGUCGUAUUGCUACCCCUGCUGAACAAGAAGAAGAAUCCGCAGAGCAAGGGUCCAGAUCAUGGACUUUGGACCAUGUUGCUGAGGUAGUGUGCCUGACAACCCAAAUACAAAUGACACAACAAGUGAAUGAGAUCAUUGAGCAGAUGAACAAUGGAGACAAGGACGCUCUACAGGUUGCACUGGUGAAGAUCAACUCCAGUGUCCAGGCAACAGUUAUGAUGCUUAAAGGACUUGAAGAUGAGAAAGAAGCAAGAGCAAGAAAAGAAAAGGCAAAGCUUGAAGCAGAUGAAAAAGAAAAGGAAGAUAAUGAAAGAGAGACAAUGUCCCAAUCCACGUCGUACAAGGGCAAGAGUCAGUUCGGGACUUCAAACAGAGGCUCUGUCUAUGACCUCACAAUUGAGAACCCUCAAGCAACGAUACCUGAGGAGGGUUCACAUGCAGAUGGCUCUGAGGCACUUCUGGAACCACAGACUAGUGAACCAAUAGAUACAAUGAAUCUUGGUGCGGUUGUGCUUAUACCCAAAAAGAGUGACCAUGACCUUGAGGUUGAAAUUCAACAGAAUCGUGAGAAGCAACAAUCCGAGGAAACAGAUUUGAAACUGAUGCUCUUCCCGAGUCAGAUCCAGAAAAUAAGCAGUCUUAUAUCUGUCCUUACUCACCAAAGGGACCUGCUGGUUCGUUUAAUUGAGAAAACCAACGAAUCAGACACAAACCUUGAGGAAGCAUUUGACUGGCGAUCCCAACUCCAGUAUAAAUUCAACACAGAGGAUUUGACGAUUUCUGUCAAGUGCCUUGAUGCAGAGUUUGACUAUGGGUUUGAGUAUAUGGGUUCAUGCACACGGGAAGUAAUUACGCCAAUGACAGAGAAGGCAUUUGUUAGUUUGACGCAAGCUGUGAAGGCAAAUGUAGGAGGACUAUGUAUGGGACCAUCUGGGGCAGGUAAACUCGCCACCAUCCAUGAAUUAAGCCGUGCCCUAGGCCAGCCUCUAUACAUGUUCAAUUGUACGCAACAACUAGAUAGCUACAUGCUGGCUGAUAUAUUCAAGGGGUUUGCAACUACAGGAGCAUGGAUUGGCUUAAACAAUCUGAAUGUGUUGAGUCCCGCUGUGUUGAGUGUCUGUGCACAGUAUUUGUCAACUGUGCUUGAUGCAAUCAAAGCAGGAAAGGCAAAUGUCAUCAUUAGUACAGAAGAGGUGUCACUUUCAUUGACUGGAGCAUGUUUUGCAACAAUUGAAACAUCACUGAAGGCAGAAUCUGGCAAUCCAGAGAAAUUACUACUCUUCAACUCAAGAUUGUCCAAGCUGCCUGCUACAAUAUUAAACCAGUUCAGAGCAAUAGCUAUAAUGAGGCCGGAUAUGAGAUUGACCCUGGAGUGUAUGCUUGCAAGUCAAGGUUUUCUUAAUGCUGGAGAGUUGGCCCAUAAAGUUACACUGUUGUAUGAGAUGUGUAGGAAACUUAUUGGAACAGACUCACCCAUCACUAGCAACGUUAACCUUGGUUAUGAUGAAAACGAUGGCGUGCAUGGCUGGAGUUUACAAACUCUAAAAUAUGUUGUCUUUGAGGCUGGCGCCAUCUUGGACAAAUUUAUUUGUGAGCAUGUAGAAAAAUCCACUAAAGCCUCCCCAGUAAAGGUCACUCGUGAUAAACCACGUACAACUGAAGGUGAAAAAGAUGAAGCAGAUCAAGGACAAAUGGAUCCCGAGCAGAUUGAUAAAAUUGCGGAAGAGACACUCCAGAUGGAAUCGGAGGCGCUAGUGACGGCUCUCCGCAACAGCUUUAUGCCGAGGAUGAAAGCCAGAGAUGCCUCCAUUUUCACGACCUUGACCUUUGAUUUAUGGCAAGGGGUUAACGUUCCAAUGAACUUUGGAGGAUUAGUUGAUAGAGGGAGCCCUGAUAUGGAUAUUGAGUCAAGGUCACCGACUAAGAUGUCAAAGUCACAAUCUCGGUUGAAUAAAGCCAAAAGUCGAAUGUCAGCCCAUAUGCCAACUUUCAGAGAAACUCUCAACUUGAACACUCCUGUAGUAAGCCUUGCUUCUGCGGCUCCAACCAGGUUCAGCGCUCUACUGGACCAGACUAACAAACAGGUCCUAGAGGAAUUAGAGGAUGCAAUUGCCAUAGCAACCAGUAACCUUGGUCUCCUUCCUGGUACAGCAUUCCAAGCUAGAGUAGCCCAAUUGGCACAGCUUAACACUGCACAUCAGACAAUCAUAGUAUGUGGGCCACCUGGCUGUGGAAAAACAGACUGCAUCAAGACAUUCGCUCUGGCUGAGAGGGAAAGAGGAAAAAUCAUUAACAUUCAAUCUGUUUUCACAAAAGCAGUGGAGUCAGAGGACUUGUUGGGGCACUGGGACCCCAAAACACGGGAGUGGAGAGAUGGACUUAUGGCAAGUUUAUUGAGGAAGUUCUGUAUUCAGCACUCAAAGGCAAACUAUGAACUGAAUAUUAAGCCAGUAAUCAAGAUUCUACAAAUGGAUGGAAAUUUGGACCCCCGCCAGAUGGAGCUAAUGUCUGCAAUGUUGCACAAUGAUGGGGCCAUUGUCAUGGGCAACAAUGAGAGGAUCAAUGUCUCUGACACACUCAGAUUUGUUUGGGAGAUGGAGAGUAUAUCCAACCUGAGUCCCUCUGUAUUGGCCAAUGUUGGCGUCAUGGCGAUGCAGCGGAGUGAUGUCGGAUGGGAGUUAAUGCUUGCCCAAUGGCUUGCCAGAAAGAACAGCUCAGAUCGGGAUAUGCUACAGGCAUUCGUUGACACUUACAUAAUGGCGACUGUGAACUACCUGACCCAAUGUUGUCGUCCACCCAUGUUGGAACCACGCCCAGCCAAGACUGGACGUUUGCUGCCACAUUAUAAACGUGUGAUUCCUCAGACGGAAGAAAACAUGAUCAGCACUAUGACGGCACUAAUGGAUAGUAUGAUGUUGAUAUAUCCUGACCUAUCAGAAACAGAGUAUGAACGAUACUUCACUCUCGCGGUGAUUUGGGCAUUUGGUGGAACUUUGGAAGUCCAGUACAGGGAACCCUUUAGUCAGUGGUGGAGACGAACAUUCGAGAAACACAUAGAAUACCCAAUAGGUGGCUCUGUAUUUGAUUACAUGGUGGACCAAGAGAGUCAUGAGUUCAUCAAGUGGACAGAACUUGUACCAGCGUAUAGUGCAACCCCACAUUAUGGUAUUCCCCCAGAGGCCUUUGUACAUAAUGUCAAUACUGAGCAACUGACAUACAUGAUGGGGAUCCUCUCAGAUGCUGGAAAACCUGUCAUGCUUGUGGGCCCCAAUGGUUGCGGGAAGACAUCUAUAGUGACUGAUAGAAUCAGAACAGUAUGUUCAGGAGAGGUGGCUGAGGUCUUAGCUCUUACUAUAACAACAAAUAGAUUCACAAAUGCUAAGUUACUAUGUGAGCGCCUAGAUGAGAGAACAGAAUGGAAACACGGGAGAACUUAUGUUCCUAAGGGCAACAAAAGAUUGAUGUGCCUGGUUGAUGAUCUCAAUCUCUCACAGGUCGAUGAGUUUGGAAACCAGACAGCAACAGAGCUGGUAAGACAGCAUAUUGACGAUGGAGGAUUCUACGAUCCAAUCACACACACAUGGCGAUACAUCAAAAAUGUUACUUACGUCACAACUGUCAACCCCAACUGUACAGCAACUGUACCCAAACUUAGUCAGAGGCUGCUCAGGCAUUUUGCUGUAUUUGGGUGCCCAUACCCAAGCGAAAAUGAAUUACAAGGGAUCUUCACCACAUUGCUCAAUACGCAUUUCAUCACGCCUGAGAUGUCAUCCACGGUGACUAUUGCUGCAUCCACGGCGCAUCACUUGGGAAUACAUGAUGAAAAGGUUAAGAAUGUUAUUCGAGAGGAAGAGGAAGCCUUAAAGCUACUGCUGUCGCUCAUGGUGAAAGUGAACAUAGAGCUUCAAGACAAAAUGUGCUCGAUGUUCCUCCCUACUGCCCAAAGAUGUCACUAUAUAUUCACAAUGAAUGACCUUGGAAGGAUAUUCAGGAAUAUAUGCUUGAGUUUAAGACCAGGAUGUAAAAGGGACAACGUCCUUAAACUCUGGCGUCACGAAUGUCAAUGGAUCUAUGGCAACCGCAUGGUCAGUGAAGUUGACCUUGAGAGAUACGAGGCAGCAUUUGUGCGCUCCAUUCGCAAGAUGUUUUCUGAUGAGGAUCAGAUCCAGCUGCUCAUCCAAUCAGAGCAGCCACUUUUCAGUAACCUGGUAGAACAAGAUGGUGGCUUUGUAACCGCUGGCAACAAUGUUGGCAAUAAAGGGUUCAAGGAUGUGAGUGAGGCUGAGACUGAUACAGAUGUUUAUAUGCCUCACACUGAUGUGGAAUAUGUGAAAGCACUCCUACAAGAUGGCCUGGAUGAGUAUAAUAAGACCCAUCCUCGAAUAAAGUUAGCCCUUUAUAGGAGUGUAAUACAACAAGUUUGCCGUCUAGCUCGUGUGAUGUCAUCACCGCAUGAGGUAGCUCACACGUGUCUUGUGGCUGAAGGUUGUCCUGGCAGGUGCAUCACAAUGGCUAAACUCGCCGCCAAUCUUUGCGGAUUCCAGACCUUCAAAAUCAGUCCUAGUCCCAUGACAAGCACCGUGGAGUACAAAAUAGACACUUUUAAAUCAGAUAUUGUGAAUGCAUACACUCGAGCAGGUGUUAAGUCUGAGAAGACCCUCUUCUUGAUUGAAGAAGAGGAACUGGUUGACGAAGAUUUCCUUGUGUUUGUAACGGAGUUCAUUGUCUCAAGUGACAUCACGCCAUUGUUCAACUUUGAAGAGCGUACAACAAUUAUUAACUCAAUAAGGACUGAUGUAACUCAAGCAGGAUUGACGUACACAAGGGACGUUGCCUGGGACUUCUUUUUGAGAACGGUACAGACAAACUUCCGUAUUUGUUUCAUUGCCUCGAGUGGUGGGAAGAAGUUUCAAAAGAGAUGUCGGGAAUACCCAGCAUUCACUAAAAACAUCAAUUUCAUCUGGUUUCCACAUUGGCCGAGGGCAAAGCUCGUUGAACAUGCAGCUUUCCAUCUGGAGGGUGUUAAUUGGAUGAUUCCAAUCCAGAGAGAGAACUUGGCGCAUAUGUUAGCAUCCAUGCAUCUGGUUCUGCGACAACAAGAUGGCCAGGAGCUGACCUCCGGGGAAUACAAUCACAUCACAAACACAUCAUAUGAGAAAUUUGUUGAAAAGUUUAUCUACAUGGCGAAUGCACGUUACAAGGAGAUCCAUGACAACCAUGGUAUGGUGUCUUUUGCGAUGAGGCAGAUUGACAAAGAGAAUAAACAGGCAUUGAAGCUAAAGAGACAGCUUGAACAUGAAAAGAUUGUAUUUGAAGAGAGAAAAGCUGGUACCAUUAAAAUUCUUGCGCAGAUUGGUCAAGACACAGCUAUCACUGAACAACAGAUCAAGAUAGUGAAAGCCCAAAUGGAGAAAAUACAGAGACUCAAGAAGCUUUUGCCAGAAUAUCAAGUAUCCCAUGAGAGGGCUGUCUAUAAAGCUAUAGCGAUUGUAGCCGACACCAAGAAAGUUGUGUCCAACAUGAACAUCGACAGCUUACAUGAGAUGAGAGCAAUGCAGAAACCUCUGAUAGACAUUGAAGACCUCAUGGCUGCUAUAAUCAUGAUAGUGAAAUCCCCGCAAGCAGAUUUGACUUGGCAGAAAGGAGCUAAAAGACAGAUGGCAAACAUCGAAAGAUUUAUUGAUGAGUUGAUGUCAUUUGACGACAACCAGCUUCCAGAGGCGACCUUGAACCUUGUAGAACCAUACCUGAAGAAGUCUUCAUUUGACCCUGAUAACAUCGAGAAAAAAUCUGGAAAUGUGGCAAGCAGCUCUCUCUGCAAAUGGGUGCGAGGUGUAGUGAGAUAUCACAGGAUGAUGAUUUCUAAGGUCAAACCUCUUCACAACAAAGUGGAGCAAACAACCCAAGCUGUAGAAAAUGCUGAGCAAAAAAUGAGAAUGCUUGAAAAUAAAAGAAAGGCUCUUGAAAUGAGACUUGCAGAUUUAGCUAAAGGAUUUGAGGAAGCUACUAUUGACAAAAAUGACCAGGAGGACAAGACGAUAAAGAUGGAUAGAAUGCUAGAUACAGCUGCUCGCCUGAGAAAAAUCUUGAAAAGUGAACAUCUGAGAUUCCAACAGAUUUAUAAAUCCCUUGAUAAGCGUGAGAUGGCUAUCCCAGGAGGCAUUGCAAUGGCAUCAGCUUUUGCAACAUACCUUGGCCCAUACCAUUAUAGCCUGCGUCGUCUCAUGCUCACUGUUCAUUGGCCAACAUGUCUGAGGGAGCGAGGCAUACCAUUGGUUAUUGACUCCAUUAACCCUCUAAGAGGUCGAGUAGUUGACUUCUCUAUCCAAGGAUUAAAGACAGCAUCUGGAGCAAGUGAUGGUUUUGACGACUUUGAGGAGAUGAUGAACAGUGUUACAUCAGAUGAAGGCGAGGCUGAUGAAGAAAUGGCAGAUGAUGAAGAUGAAGAAAUUGCAAAUGCCACAAAUGAAGAUGGCGAAGAGGAAGAAAAAGAGAAAGGAGAAGAAGAUGCUGUAGGAAAGGAAGAGAAUGAAGAUAAGAAUGAAGAAGACAUUGUCAAAGAAGGAGACAUUGGAGAAGAAGAAAAACAGGACACUGAACAAACAGAAAAAGAAGCUGAUGGUCUUGGGAAGAUUGAAGAAGAGGCUGAGACGGAAGCUGCCGAUCCUGCUGAUAAUGAAUCAAUCGCAGAAAGUACUGCAAGUAGCACUGUUCCCCUUAUAACAGCAUCGCAGUAUAACCAGUAUGUCCGUAGUCUAGUGAAGCUUAUGGUUGGAGAAAAUAUUCUGAAUUCAUGGAUCAAAAAAGAUUUGGGCCCCCGUCAGAUAGAGAAUGCAGCCAUUUUGAAAUCGUCAUGGCAACGGCCUCCAUUGUUAAUUGAUCCCUAUGGAGAUGGAUUAGAGAGUGUGAAAUGGUUGAGUCGAUCCCUCCAUUCUAAGAAACUAGUUGAUGUCGACAUGACAAUGAGGACGGAACCGUCAGUCAUGGUUGCAAUGGAGAAAGCAAUCAUGAAAGGGAAGCCAUUGUUGCUGAAACAUUGCGAAGAAACCAUUGACAAUGUCAUCAUGCCACUUAUAGAUCACAGAAAUACUUCCAAAGAGAUGGAACAGACAGAAGAAUCGCGUAUGAUCAUCUACUGUGGCAGACGCUCAUUAUGCCAUCCUACCUUUCACCUGUAUAUGAGUACAGAUCUACCGAAGCCAAAAUACAGCGCAACUGUCGCCUGCACCACAACACUGGUGAACUAUGGGAUAUCCACCGAAGCGAUGGUCGAUGAUCUUUUGGCAAGAGCUUUUACACGUGUCCGCCCGGAGCUAUAUAGGGAAAGAAGACUUGCUUUGAAAGGAAUAUCACAAGACCAGGAGUUACUGAUCCAAAUCGCAGAUGACCAAAAGCAAGAUGUGAAUCGUGAAACGAGUUUGAGCAAUAAAAAGCACGAUAUGGUGGUUUUCUUUAAUGAAGAAGAUGUCAAUAAUAUAUCAUCAGGCAUGCAAGCCAAGGUCAAGAUGGCUGGACGACUCAGGGAUACCCAACAAAUCCUACAAGAAUUGGACAAUCUCCGUGAAGAGAUGUACCCAAUAGCUCGCCGAGGGGCCCUUUUGUUUGCUCUUCUAAGGAGCCUUGGGAGCAUUCACAGGGAGUACCAAUUUACGCAGGACUACUUUCUGUUGCUAUUUGAUGAAGCUGUUGGGGAUGAUUUACCACCUGAUAUGGAAGUUGAAAGUGACACAGAAGAGGCCCCAGAGGAAGAAGAAAGUGCUGAUACUUACGCUAAAACGCGGGUAGGAGCUAGUAGUGCCAAAUCUGCAACUGGGGGCCAGCUUUCUGCUCGUGAUAUCAGCGACCAGAAAUCAACGGAACAGUCAGACAAAAAAGAUGGAGAUGAUGAAGAAAUUGAAAGAAGUGGAAGCGGAGUUAGUAAGAAAUCAACCAAUCAGGAUGAGUCAAAUAAAAAUGAAGAAUCGAAAGAAGAUGGUCAAGGAGCGUCAACUAAAUCACGGAAUAUCAUCAUCCCUGAGGGUAUUGACCUCCCAUCAGAAGGUGUGGAGUAUGAGAGUCUCUCAGCCAAUCAAAUCAAGCAGAUUGUCGACAAAAUGACUGCACAUAUCUUCAACAGAAUCCAUAGGAGUCUAUUUGAGGAGCACAGGCUUUUGUUCGCCACAAUGCUGUGUCUUAAUAUCCAGGUCGAAAAUGGAGAGAAAAUCUCUGAUGAAGAAAUGGCAAUUCUGCUUCAAGGAAAUCCAGGUAUUGGCAUGACCUUGACCUUGGCAGACUUUGACUGCAAUUCUGAAAUUCCAAGAUGGCUGCCAAAGGACAAAUGGGAGGACGUGUUUGCAUUAUCAGUUCUCCCAGGAUCUUUGGACAGCCUGUGUGUCCACAUAGCAUGUAACUCGGAGGUAUGGGAAGAAUGGUAUAAGAGUGACUUGCCAGAGGUUGAACCAUGCCCAUUGGCUAAAGGGGAAGAAAAUGACGAUGCUGCUAAGGGUGACGAUGAAGAAAAUGAAGAAGACUCUGGACAAAUCAAUGAUUUCCAUCAACUGCUUCUGAUCAGAAUCCUACGUCCUGAUCGUUUCCCAACUGCCAUGUCAAAGUACAUUGAGAAGAAUUUAGAUAUAAGUCUAAGUGAGGAGCCGCCAUUGACAAUUGAAGAUGUAACAAAGAGUGCAAAUGGAUUACAUAAUGGUCUGUUCAUCUUGGUGCCGUCAGGUUCGGCAAGUGUUGAAACACAUUCGAUAUCAACAAUGAAGUAUACACACAAUGUGGCUGAUAUUCUAUGUGACAUAGCAGAGAAAAACUCCAUUGAGGUUGAGAGAAUGAUACUUGGACAGAAUAUAGGUCAAGACCUGAAUCAUGUCGUGGAGCUAGCGAGACAGCAAAAGGGCUGGUUGAUCAUACAGAAUCUUCAUCUUGCAUCCGAGGCCUUCUUUAGCCAGCUUAUUACGCUGUUCAAGGAAAUGAAAGAAUCUAAAGAUCAAGCUAAAGAGAAUGAGGAAAGUGAUACCAGCGGUAACUUCUGCAUCUGGAUCACAUCAGAGCCAUCUGACUGUAUGCCUCUGCAGGUCUUACAGCAAGUGUGUGUGAUAUCAUGGGAUAUGAUCGCCUCCCUUGAAACACCACAAGGGGCUACUAAUACCCAGGAUGCAACAGGUUUACACUUCACAGAUGGUUCUACUGAACAUAGUAUAAUACCAGCUAUAUCCACUGCUUUGAAGAGUCUUAAACAGAGUGAUUGGAACAAAACCAAUGAGUUUGCUACACAGAUGAAAACUGCUUUAUUUGGUGUUGGUGUUGUCCAAGGGGUCCUAAUUGUGAGACAGUUGUAUGGUGCACGAGGGGUCUCCCAGUGGAACCCUCUUAGCAGGGUUCAAAUACAGCAAGCGAUUGAUAUUCUGUGUGGAGGGAUUCUUGUGGAUAAAAGCAGCGGGACUGCAAAUAUGGAAAACUUUGCACAGGUAUUGUGUGAUCUCGUGUAUAAGAAUCUGAUGCCAGCCCACUGGGACCAACAGUACGUUUGGGGCCUCAUUCAACAUGUUAUGUCGAGUGUCAUCCAUGGGGAAGCUUCUAUUAAACUAGGAGAUGUUGAAAUUCCUGUGCCACCUGCUAAUGUUGAGCCGGCAAAUUUUGGCACUUGGCUUGAGGAGAAGGUUCAAGAAGACUUUUCAAGUGUCAAUGUUUUGUCUUUGAAUGCAUCUGUACAACGAGAGAGAAAUGAAUCAAGUGGGGCAGAUUUUAUCAAGCUAUUGGAGCACAUCUAUAGUUCUCAGAAUGAUGACUUGGGUGACAUCAGACAACUUAGUGCCCCAGAACUGAACAUGGAGAAAUUACGCAUUUCUUUGGAUCUCUGCUUGGAGAGUUUCCCUCCUUUGUUAGAACUGGGGGACAUCCCCCAGAAGGCCAUGUUUGGGGAGUAUGACUUUCCGUAUCAUCGACCAAGUGUGCUUAGCAUGGCUAGUGCGUCUACGACUAUGAUGCCAGAGUCACUAGGAUUUGUCUUGCUACAGGAAUGCCAAUGGUUAAAUUCUCUCCUAUGUCAUGCCCGACAGAAUAUUCAUACACUGCAGAGCCACCUAUUAGGGGGCCCUGAAAUCAUACCUGGAUCAUUAUUGAACACUGCACAGAGCUUACAGCAGGAACAGGUCCCCAUGGAAUGGAUACAUCCAAAUUGUCAGCCUAGUACACACACCCUUAUGUCUUGGCUUCAAGAUAUGAAGAAACGUUACCAGCAGUUACGAGAAUGGGUAAAACUUGGAAUGGUGCCAACAUUCACGGAGGACCAUAUGAUGUCUCAGAUUGCCCCCAGAGGGCACUUGGAGUCUCUCUGGAUCGGAGGUCUCGUUAAUCCACAAGCAUUAUUUACGGCACUUCGCCAGGAGAAAGCUGUUGUUUCUGGUACUACAAUUGAUCAGGUGUCACUAGCGUGCGAUGUUUUGGAAGACGAUCAAGAGAUGGACAUUGAGGAUGAAGGAGGUCUCAUCGUGAAUGGACUAUCCUUGCAAGGUGCAUCAUGGGAUAGUGAAAAUGGGACUCUCUCUGAUGCAAGCGCCUGUCUGUUUGAUAUGCCUCGUCUCUACAUCAGGCCUGUUGUCAUAGAAACUAGGGAUGAAUCUCAAGAUGAAGAGAAAGAUCAGAACAAGGAUACGGAAGCGGAGGAGCAGAUGGAGAAGUAUCAAUGCCCAGUAUUCAUGAAUAAGGCACGUCAAGUGUGUGUUUGUGCUCUGCCGAUUCCAACUGCUGAGCCUCAAUCAAGGUGGAUAAACAGUGGAACUGCACUUAUCUUAGAUACAGGUGUACCUGAGGGCCAGGUGAAAAAGUCAAGGUCAUACGCAGCCCCUAAGCCUAGCGGUCCACCAGUGAUGGCAAGCCGAAGUAUUGCCUCUGCAACACCUGCACCUUCCAGAGCAGAUACACACCGAACCACACUUGGAUCUAGGGCCACCACUGCUAAAUCUCGAGCCUCUGCGAGAGCAGCAAAUUUAAAUAAAUCCCUGGAUAAGGGGGAGGAAGAACAAGAGACGGAAGCACCUGAGGAUGGAGGUCAAACUCACAGGUCGAAUGACUCCCAACUGUCAUACAAAAAGAUGUCGCCACAGGCAUCUCCUCUCCCGCCAGAUUUAAUGAUGACACGCGAUAAACCAGUAAAACGUGAUGAUGACCUGAAUUCGAACAAUAAUGCAGAUAACACAAAUAACAAUAACUCUGAAGCUCAAUUGGAUGGCUCUAAUGACAAUGAAAAGUAUAAGUCCACAGAGUCCUUAGCAGCUAAAUCUGAGAAAUCCUAUGUGAGCAAGAAAUCUAGUCGUUAUGAGUCUAAGGGGUCUGUAGCGGACAGGAUGUCAGAAGGAGGUCAAUCGAGGAGGUCGGCUCAUGACAGGAGUGAUUCUAAACUGUCGAGUUCCAGUAAGAAAUCAUUGGGUAAAGCAAAAGAAAUAUAUGACUCGAAAGAAUCACUCGCUGAGAAACAAUCAGAAAAGCGUGGUUCUAAGGAGUCUCUAGCGAGUAAAAAAUCAACGAAAAGUAGUGAAAAACAUGGUUCCAAGGAGUCUCUAUCGAGUAAAAAAUCAACAAAAAACAGUGAAAAGCGUGGCUCUAAGGAAUCUCUAUCAAGUAAAAAAUCAUCAAAGGAAUCUGGGAAAUACGAAUCCAAUGAAUCUCUUAACCAGUCGACCAAUCAACAACAGCCACAAAGCCCAAUUAGGGAAGUCACAGAACCAAAUAUGGACAAUCAUGACACAAAACCAAAAACACCAUCACCACAACCAAAAGCUGAAUCCCCACCCCCAGAAAAACCUAAAUCUCCUGCGUCACCCCUACCCACAGCUGAGAGUGACGAUGAUGAUGACUUUUUUGCUAAACUUGCCGCUGACUCAAAACGCAAAAAAGAUGAAGAUCAAAAAUCCAAAGACAAUGAUGAUGAUAUAUUUGGAGAUGACAACAAUGAUGCAUCUAAACAACCUGCCAAAAACAACAAUGUUGAUGAUGAUGACUUAUUUGGUGACUUUGAUGAAGGGGCCUCUAAGAGUAAAGGAGGUCAUGGUAGAAGAGGACAAUUGGGUAGUGCCACAAACCCAGAAAGUCGACAAUCAAGCCAUAAGGCAACAACUCCACAGUUUUAAUUUAGAAUCCAAAACUCAAAUUGUAGUAUAUUAAGAAGAUGUGGAGAAGUAUUUCAAACAAUCCAAUGUCAAACAUUCCAAGAACUAAACUAAAAUGUAUAUUAAUUGAAAAUUGGGGAGAGAUAAUAAAAACAAUUUUUUUAAUUUGUUACCUACAAAUCUUUAUUUAUCAGUUAGAGGGCCAUUAACAGAGACCGAGUUAUUAUUGUAUCCAUGGAAAUAAAGAUGUCAUAGACAGAAAAGAAAAAAACUCAAAGAAUUCUAAGCAAGUUUCUAUUUAUGACCCUGAGAUUAGUAACCAAUAAAAAUAGUAGCCCAGACAGGAAUUAUCGUUUUUAUUGAUUUUACCUGUCCUGGCUACUAUUUACCUAUUAAAUUAUUAUAAAAGUAUUAUUGCUGAUAUUUAUAAGACUAAAUCCCUGAAUAUUCAAGGUUUCAGUUCUCUGUAUGCUGACCUUGGAUAUAUCCAUGGGGUUUAAAUGUAUGAGCAUCAAAGUGUAAUAUAUAAAUAUAUUCUAGAAGACAUUGUAUAUUAUUCCGUCCAUUGUUUUAUAUUCACAUAUAUGUUUAUACUUCUAUGAGAUUUUAAAGUAUUAAGAUAAAUGGUUUAUUCUUAAGUGGAACACUUCUAAAGUUCCGUUAGCCCUUUACAUACUAGUUCUCUAGUCCCUCUUUAAAAUACCUCCAAAACAUUAUUUUAAGAUAUCAAAGGCGUUCCACAUACACAGGUUUUACUG
Owenia fusiformis is the source of this 18784-nucleotide messenger RNA. NCBI's taxonomy places the organism in Eukaryota, Metazoa, Annelida, Polychaeta, Sabellida, Oweniidae. The record is from the annotation of a GenBank genome assembly.